Aspergillus novofumigatus IBT 16806 is the source of this 1679-nucleotide messenger RNA. Its product is annotated as putative MFS transporter. Gene Ontology annotation, biological process: transmembrane transport. Bases 72 to 1583 code for a protein of 503 amino acids. The record is from RefSeq and is a predicted model, not a curated record. Gene Ontology annotation, cellular component: membrane. The transcript has 7 exons. Lineage: Eukaryota; Fungi; Ascomycota; Eurotiomycetes; Eurotiales; Aspergillaceae. Gene Ontology annotation, molecular function: transmembrane transporter activity.
CUUUCGAUUAUUGUCGUCAACUCUUUUGCACUCAUAGCGGAUACCCUUCAUUUUAAGCAUCACUUUCGGCCAUGCAGCUCCCCGAGGAUAAUGAUACUCCUAAGAAUCAAAUGAAAGACGAUAUUGACCAAGCCCCCGACGUUGACACGGAGAAACAGAACGCGGUCCAUCCGGAUGAAGACAACAACACAGCACUGCCCUCGAUGCCUGCAUCGGCCAUCACUAUAGACCCGGCUAUCGAGCGCCGGGUUCUGAGAAAAUUGGAUCUAAGGGUUCCAACCCUUCUGGGGUUCUUGUAUCUUUUGGGGCUACUCGAUCGCUCUAACAUAGGCAAUGCAUACAUAGCUGGGAUGAAACAAGAUUUGCAUCUGAGUGGACAUCGCUAUUCUUGGCUUCUGACGAUCUUCUACAUCGCGUACACGCUGUUCGAGUUUCUAGCCUUGAUGUGGAAGAUUCUACCACCUCAUCGCUGGGCAGCGAUCACUGUGAUGAGCUGGGGCAUUGUUGCGACUUGUCAAGCUGCGGCACAGAAUUGGGGGGGAAUGAUGGCCCUCCGUUUUCUUCUUGGAGUGUCUGAAGCCGCGUUCGGACCUGGCACACCAUACCUGUUGUCUUUCUUCUAUCGCCGUCACGAACUCGGUCUACGUAUCGGGCUGUUCUUCUCUGCUGCGCCUCUGGCCAAUACAUUUGCAGGCGCCCUGGCAUAUGGAAUCACGUCUGGCCAUUCCAAGGCACCCUCUAUACUUGCUGCUUUUCUUGCCUGGUUUUACCUGCCAGAUCACCCAGCGUCUGCCCGUUUCCUGACUGAUGAAGAAAAAGAGGUUGCACGAGCAAGAGGGCUCCGGAAGAGCGGUGAGGGCGAGCGUGUAGCAGGCAUUGACUGGAAGGAUGUUGGUCGUACCCUGUUGGAUGUUAAAGCCUGGAUCACGGCGUUGAUGUACUUCAGCUGCAACGUGAGCUUUUCUUCGCUCCCUGUGUUCCUUCCCAAGAUCCUCAAAGACAUGGGCUUCACGUCGAUCAACGCCCAGGGGCUCACAGCACCGCCAUACUUCGCUUCGUUCCUUGUUACAAUUGCCACAACUUGGUUGGCCGAUCGACUGCAACAGCGAGGGCUGAUGAUUACCUUGUUGUCGCUCAUUGGGGCUAUUGGAUAUGUGCUGCUCGCCACAUGCACCUCAGUUGGGGUCCGUUAUCUUGGUGUGUUUCUGGCAGCAGUGGGAGUCUUCCCCUCUAUCGCUAAUAUACUUCCCUGGGUAUUGAAUAAUCAAGGAUCCGACACCCGACGAGGUAUGGGGAUUGUAAUUCUCAACCUGGUCGGACAAUGUGGCCCUUUUCUGGGCACCAAUAUCUUCCCCGAAAGAGACGCGCCUCGAUACGUUCGAGGGCAAUCAGUUUGCGCCGCUUUUAUGAUAUUUGUGACUGUACUAGCACUCACCUUACGGUGUCUUUUGGUUUGGGAAAACAAACGCUUGGAUCAGAAAUAUGGUACCAAGAACGAGGAAUCUGCCGAAGGAGGAUCCAAUGGAGACGAUGAUGGCGUGGCAGAGGAGAAUUAUGGGUCUAGAUUCCGCUAUGUCCUAUGAGAUAUUAUGAUGACGGCUUUCUUGAUUAGAAAUGAUAUCUGAUAUAUAAAUGCGGGAGGGGCUGUGAUAUGCAGCCAAGCUGGAUUGUUGGCACGA